Molecule: messenger RNA, 3143 nt
Organism: Geodia barretti
Lineage: Eukaryota; Metazoa; Porifera; Demospongiae; Tetractinellida; Geodiidae
Source: the annotation of a GenBank genome assembly
UACGCGUGUGUACGCGUGUGUGUGCGAAUGCGACCGAGCUCUGUGAAGAGAUGUGGCGACCUUUGACAGAUACAUGCAGAACAAUUGUUCUAGUGCCCAGAAGAGCCUUAAGGACUCUGGAAGGCGGCAGCGUGCCUCACGUGACGCAGAAGCAGAUCCGUGCCGUGCUGGACUCCAACAAGUACAAGUACAGUGUGGGCCACGCGUCGUUCGUUCUCCAGUGCCCGUUCUGCGACGGGCAGAGGAGCAGCGGUGGGCGGCGGACCAUGUUCGUCAAUAAGACUACUGGAGGAGUUGUUUGCAAGCCUUGCGACGUACGAGGUGCCUGGACAGACUUCCUGGGCUGGGUGUCCAAGUCGAAGGCGCCAAACCCCGCGUCCAGCAAGGUUCCGCGGGUGGUGCCUCCGUCAGACACGCAGCAGUUGGCAAGCAGACGAGCUGCCCAGCAGUUCUGGAGCAGCACCACUCCCUGGGAGGAGACCCCUGCAAUCAUCCAGGACCAGGCCAGGAGAGCGUUUGGUAUCAAGGUGAGCUGCGGUCUUUGUUACUGCGUUUUCUGUGUGGCUGUUAGGUGGAGUUUCUCUCCUGCAGAAACUGCAGCAAAAGUACCUGAAGAAGUACACCAUUCACACUGUCAAGACGGAGGUGAGGUGACACACGUCAAACAGCACAGUAGCAGAGCAUACGAUCCUUGGUGCUACUACUACUUAGGUAUGCACACGUGUGGCAAGUUGAAAAAAGAGUUUGUCUUUUUGGUGCAGUUCCACACCGUGUCGGGGAGAGAGGAGGUGUGGUGUGUGGCGUACCCCUGGUACGAGGGAGGGGAGGUGGUGAGGGUAAAGGUGGAGAGGGUGGGGGAGGGCCCUCAGAGGCAGCUGGCUCUGGAGCCCGCAGAAGGCUCCCCUGGUCUCUUUGGAUGGAACACCAUCUCCUCUGAUGCUAAAGAGGUGGUGAUUACUGGCUCGGAAUUCGAUGCAGUGGCAGUCCACCAAGCAACUCAGGUACCAACUGUUGCCCUGCCGAGUGGAACCCUUGCCCUCCCGCCUGAGGUUCUUCCACAGCUGGAGCAGUUUGAGAAGGUGUACCUGUGGCUGGGGGGUGGGACCACCGCCAGACAGGCUGCCUCUCAUUUUGCCAGGAAACUGGGUCCCAACCGCUGCCACCUCGUCUGUCUUGACUCAAGUUCCUCGCCACUGGCAGCUCUCAAUCGAGGCCACACCCACCUGAUGUCAGCUCUGAAGAAUGCCAAGCCAUUUGUGAACAAGCAGAUUGUCACCUUUCAGCAGCUCAGAGAAGAGGUCUACAGUGAACUCUGCAAUGCCAACCAAGUCGCGGGGGUCAAAUGGCAGAGGUUUCCGAAGCUGACUCAGGCUCUGAAGGGCCACCGACCUGGAGAACUGACAGUCUUCACUGGAGUCACAGGAGCCGGGAAGACCACCCUCAUCAGCGAACUCUCCCUCGACCUCUGCCAGCAGGGGGUUGCCACUCUCUGGGGCAGUUUCGAGAUCAGGAACGUGAGGCUUGCCAAGAUGAUGCUAAAACAGUUCUCAGGACUGAACCUGGAGCGUCAUCUGAAGCAGUAUGGUUACUGGGCCAACCAGUUCCAGCAACUACCUCUCUACUUCAUGGGUUUCUAUGGAGCAGCUGACAUCUCCUCUGUCCUAGAGACAAUGGCUCAUGCAGUGUACGUGUACGACAUCCAACAUGUGAUAAUAGACAACCUUCAGUUCAUGCUGGGCGCCUCCCACCACGCCUCCCUCGACCGAUAUGCCGUCCAGAACAUGGCAGUCGCCGAGUUCCGCAAGUUUGCCUCUUCCAGAAACGUCCACGUCACCGUCGUCAUCCACCCCAGGAAGGAGAGUGAGAGUUCAGAGCUGACGACUGCAUCUAUAUUUGGGACGGCCAAAGCCACUCAAGAGGCUGACAAUGUCCUCAUUCUCCAGUCUGGACAUGGCUCCUCCAAACUCUUACAGGUAACAAAGAACAGGUUUGACGGGGACCUGGGACGAGUUCCACUGGUUUUUGAAAAGAACUCUCUCACCUUCUCUGGACUCCACCUCCGGCAGAGGAAGAGAGAGGGCGUGGCUUCUGGGAGUGGUGACCACGCCCCACCAGCACUGCGUGUCGUCUCGGACACAGAGGGAGCUCAGAUGAGUCACGCCCCAUUCUCAGAAAGCCACACCCACACCCCUAUUGGAGCAACAUUGAAAUCUGUAGCUGAGACUGAGUCCUCUGCAGGGUCGAGGCCACUUGCAGCGAGGGCUGUCCCAGCAUCAGGCAGCAAGCAGAAGCCGUUCAGAAGAUCUUUCAGGAAGAAGCCGUCGGCUGCAGUAGGGGCAAAGUCUAGUGAGGGGAGGGGAGAUGGAGGGAGGGCUGAGGACGAGAAGGGAGAGACAUCAGGCUCAAAGGCGUCUGAACUCUGCUCAGACUGUGUCAGUGUUGUAAAUUCGUAGUGUGUUUAUCUAAUCCUUUCUCUGUCAGCAUUUCAAGAGUAUUCCUCAUUUCUAUCGUUACUUGCAUUCAAAUGUAGUUCAUUUAUCAUUGUCAUUCAGAGAAAGCAAUUGAACACAAACCAAAACAUUAUGAUCUCUGGUGUCAGUGUGAGGGACAGGAACAGAGGAGGCGGCCUGCAUGCAGUAUAUAAUACAGGUCGGUGGGUAGCAUCAAGUCCGAUGGUAGAGUCCGUUGCUGUCAGGUCUCUGGUAGCUGUCUCCUGAGGUGGGGUGGUGGGUGGUGGGGACGUUUUGAGCCGAGUUUGUCUCCUGAGGAUCUUCAAAGUUUUCUACAGGCUCUGCUUCCCCGAUGACCUCGUAGUCCUCGGAGUAGUAGGAGGAGGUGGACGAGGAAGACGGUCGAUUCUGUCGCUGAGUCUCAUCCUGCGAGUCAGGUCUGGCGGCCUCUCCACCAUCUACCUGCUGCUGCUGCUGUUGGGCCCUCUGAGUCUGGAGGAGAGUCUCUGUGAUGACUGCCUGGCCCUGUGAUGGCCGAGGCGACGACAGUGGUAGCUGCAAGGUUGAUCCCGUGCUGGGUGACUUUCCCCAACACUUUCUUCCCCCUCUCUCCAAUGUUCAGCAGAGUUUCAUCGAUCUCUGUCUCAUGUUUACCAGGAAUGGGUGGAUCACCACCCGGUACAGCUGCUUGGA